GAGAGCAAGAGGACCGUAGAAGACCUCAGAUGGCGACGGCGGAGCGCGGUUUCCUGGCUUGAUGAUGCCGACCACAAGCGGUGGCCCCGGCGAGAGAACCCGCAAGCUCUUUGUCGUCGGCGCCAGCGGCGGCGGCGGUUCGGCGAUUCCGGUGUCCGACAGCGGAGGGGUGGACCUGGGGGCCGUGGGGCGCGCCGUGGGGCUGGACCCGUCGGCCGUGACGCUCAACGGCUACUUCAUCAGCCGCGGACCGGACUUCGUCUCGUCCUUCACCUGGGGGUCCCUCGUCUCCUUCUUCACCUCCCGCGGGUUCCCGACCGGCGCUUCGCAGCUCGACCCCGUCGUCGUCCAAGGGAAGCCCACCCUCGCCUCAGGAUUGCAAUUCUCUCCUUUUCCGGAGGAGGGAGAUCACCUUGCUUUUAAGUGGAAAGCUACAUCAGAAGAUGAACAUCCAAUUAACAAGAAGAACAGGGUUGAUGGAUAUCUUAAUGGUGGUGACAGCCUUUGUAUCAAGAGAAGGCUGAAACUGGAAGACGAUUGCUCAACGAAGAAGAGAAAAAUCUGAUCGUUCUUCCGGUUUAGAGCAUCGACAGAAUCCCCAAAAGUAGGUUUCUUUUUUGGAUGCAUCAACAAACAUGGAAAAGCCGGAGAGAAGAUGAAUUCUUACCUGCUUUUUCCUGCAAAAGAGUUAGGUGAUCAUCCUACUGUGUUUUGAAUAAUGCUUUGGAACAUGAAUGCCAUUGAUGGUGGUGGGCUCAUUUCCAACGAUGGAGUAUGAUUGUGCCAUGAAUGUUGAAUGGCCAAAAGGCUUCUAUGGUGACAAAGUGUUAUAUAAAAGCGGGAAAAGCAAACGAGGGGGGGAGGAGAUGUCGAGCUUCUCGUUCCCGGAGCGCUCGACGGCGGAGAUCAUCGGCGCUCUCGCCCAGGUGGGCAUCGCCGCCUUGAAGCCGGAGGACCUCGCCAAUCCCUCCACCGACCUCGUGUGCACCCUCUACUCCAACUUCCUCGCCUUCGCCGACCCUCUCGGCGAAGAAUCGGAUAUACAGAUCGCUUUCAGUGCUCUCGAGCUUCUGGAUAACCCCGACCACCAUGUGGACGCCAUCCGGACCUUCAAUCUGUACCGCAAGAUCAAGAGCAUGCUCGCCUCCAUCCGAUUCGGCAGCUUUAAUCUUCGCGAUCUCAUCAAGCCUGACACCAAGCGCACCCUUCAGAUCCUUAGCACCAUCGUCAACUUCAUAUAUUACAGAGAGGAGAAGCUGAACAUGCUGCAGCCUAUUGUCGAUCAAUUCCCGGCAUAUGAGGAACGAAGGGCGGAUCUCGAAGCAAAGAUCGAUGAGGUCUUUUCUUCUUCCUUUGCAUCCACUUUAAUUUGGCUUUGAUAGCCAGAUUUCUCUAUUAUUAAGGUUUAUAAAUUAUUAGCAACUAAAAUUCUUGAGCCAAAAAUAAGCUAAAAAAGCAGCAGCAGCAAUGCCAUUUCAGUAAAUAAUUUAGAUCUAAAAAUGAUCCCGAAAUCGAAUGAUGAUGUAUUUGCGAGACCAAAAGAAUAAACUCCUUGAAAGAUAGAAAAUUAUGCGUGCCAGAUAUCAAGGUAAGUGUAUGCUGUUUGCAGAUGUUUGAAAAGUGAAAGUGAAACAAUAUAAUUAUGAGCAGGCAACACUGUUAGUUUGUGUAA
Musa acuminata AAA Group (dessert banana) is the source of this 1672-nucleotide messenger RNA. Its product is annotated as kinetochore protein NUF2 homolog. Bases 735 to 1379 code for a protein of 214 amino acids. The transcript has 6 exons. The record is from RefSeq and is a predicted model, not a curated record. NCBI's taxonomy places the organism in Eukaryota, Viridiplantae, Streptophyta, Magnoliopsida, Zingiberales, Musaceae. Gene Ontology annotation, cellular component: Ndc80 complex; kinetochore.